Messenger RNA from Lates calcarifer (barramundi perch), 4351 nucleotides. It is a transcript of the gene inpp5e, whose product is annotated as inositol polyphosphate-5-phosphatase E. The transcript has 11 exons. The coding region runs from base 1193 to 3121 and encodes 642 amino acids. Gene Ontology annotation, biological process: phosphatidylinositol dephosphorylation. Gene Ontology annotation, molecular function: inositol-polyphosphate 5-phosphatase activity. NCBI's taxonomy places the organism in Eukaryota, Metazoa, Chordata, Actinopteri, Centropomidae. The record is from RefSeq and is a predicted model, not a curated record.
AAAUCAUGCUGCAUUACUUGUGAAAGUCUGUUCUUAAAUAUUCAAAUGAUUUUAUUUUCAAAAUGGCUAAAUUGUUGUUACUUAAUCAAGGAACUUAAAUUGCUAUGUACUGUAUUUUUAACACUAAACUGCAUGCACUACAGUUAUAACUUUAUAUUAAUGAUUUAAGUGUGCUGAUGAUUAUGAAUUAUUUUUAGUAUAUUUUCAGGUUAUUGUCUCAUCCUAUUAAUUUUUCCUAAUUUAUGUCGAAAUGCGCCCAUUGUAAGUAUAUGUACCACACAGUACCAGUCAAAGCAUUUGAUUGUAUUCUACUGAUGUGGGACAUUUAAUGAGAGGAUAAAUACUGGGAAUCAGUGAAGUGACUGUGUUUGUAACCUUUUAAUUUAGUGGAAACUGACUUUAGAUCUAACUUGGGAACUAAUUAGACAAUGUUAGCAGAUAACAUACUACCUUAGUUUCUGCUUGUGAAUAUACAAUAGAUUUUUCAAACCCUUUUCAAUCAGUUCCUCCAGUUGUACCUUUUUGAUGAUGUGAAAGCUAGUUAGUCUCUCUGUAAGUCUGCUACAGGCUUGUGUGGAUGAGAUUGUCAGAGAUUUCACUCAUUCAAAUGAGAAAAUUAAGUUCACUGAUUUGUUUGAUAUAAACUUAUCUAACCCUUAUUAUAACGACACAGUGUGAGAAUUUCAAUGACAAUGAUAAAUAAAAAUAGUACAGAGUACAUCCAUGGUCUGAUAAACAUCCACUGGAGCCCUACUGACCCCUACUGUACAUGUCAAUUUAAUUAUUCACCCAGGCACCAAGAAACCAUGUAGAGGUGAAAUGACAGAAAAACUAAUUUGCAAUAAUUUUAGUGUUUUUUGAACUAUCAGACUAUCAGAAUGUGUUAACUUGGGCUUCAGUGGAUAAAGAUGGACCACAAUUUACAGACAUUGUACAAAUAAUCAAUUGAUUAACUGGGAUGCUUGUAGUUCUACUUCUCGGCACUGAGUGGCGCUGUGACACAUGCUGCAUUCACCGUGUGACUCUCUUGGUAACAAAAUCUGUGUUGUCAAACGUUGCUAAGGAAGUUAUAGAGCUACUUUUUAAAUUAGCCACUCUGAGAUCAAACAGCGGUAUACGAGAGGUGUAGGUCACUUAAUGAUGAGAGUACUUUGUCCACCUGACCACAGCUGGUCUCAGACAUGAUGAGAGGAUGACUGAGAAUGGAGAGGACAGCAGCCUCCAUCAGAAUUGUCAAGCUCCUGACAAAGGAGAUUCAGUUGUCACUGACAGCAGGCCACGCAAGACCUCCUUAGUGGAUGUCAAACCCUGCAAGGAACACAGUGAUGCCCUUAAACUCACUGCUAGAAAGGGAGAGGGAGAGGUCAGUCCGUACCAGCCUCGGCCACCCUCAUUGCCCAGGCAAGCAAAGUCCAGCAAAAGUGGCUCAGUUGAGGAGACGGUGAGAAACAGGAGGCUGAGAAACAGCCAGGAGAGUCUGAGCGACCCGGCUGAGACUGGCUCCUCCACAGACUCGCUUAAAGAGGACCAAACAGUAGCAGCUCCAGGUGGGUUUGUUGUCAGUAGUGCUGCCACCAUCAGGAACCGGGACACCAGUGUGAGACCACACUCUGCUGUUGCGACAGGAUCCCCAGUCUUCCGGGAGAGAGGGAGCAGUCUCUCUGAGUAUGAAAGGAGGCCUCACAGCCAGCAGAGCGACCCCACAGACCACCGGGGGAGGUCCACCAAGCAGCGACUGUCUCCGGUGCAACCCAUGGGGCCGCUGCCUGCUCUGGAGAAGAGCUUCGUGUCAGCCACUUUAAGGGCAGCUAAUAGGAUUGACAGGGAUUGUUUGGAUUAUGGCGUGCUGGCCAGAGAGAAGCUCAGGGAGAGACUCCACAGGAACCUGAGCGACAGCCGGCUUCUGGAGAACAUGGGGUCGGACAGUGCCUCUGUCAACUCCAUGAGGUCCACCUACAGCGUGCUCAGCCCCAUCAGACCGCAGGAUGUGAGGAACAGGAGCUUUUUGGAGGGCAGCGUGCUUGGAAGUGGUGCUCUGCUUGGGGCUGAGGAGCUGGACCGUUACUUCCCCAACAGGAGAGUGGGUGUCUACAUCGCCACAUGGAACAUGCAGGGAGAGAAGGGGCUGCCAGCCAACUUAGAUGAUCUCCUCCUUCCAACAGACUCUGAAUUUGCACAAGACUUUUAUAUUAUCGGGGUCCAGGAGGGCUGUCCUGACAGGAGGGAGUGGGAGACGCGUCUUCAGGAGACUCUGGGACCUUAUUACGUCAUGCUGUACGCAGCAUCACAUGGUGUUUUGUAUCUCACUGUAUUUGUCAGAAGAGACCUCAUCUGGUUCUGCUCAGAGGUGGAGCACGCCACGGUCACAACCAGGAUCAUCUCUCAGAUCAAGACCAAAGGGGCCGUGGGAAUUGCUUUCACCUUUUUUGGCACUUCCUUCCUCUUCAUCACAUCCCAUUUUACCUCUGGGGAUGCUAAAGUUUACGAGAGAAUACUCGAUUACAAUAAGAUUGUCGAGGCUCUAGCCCUUCCAAAAGGCCUUCCAGACACCAACCCUUACCGAUCCACACCAUCUGACGUCACCACAAGAUUUGACCAGGUCUUCUGGUUUGGAGACUUUAACUUCCGGCUGAGUAAGGACCGGGUGGAUGUGGAGAGCAUCAUGAACCGCACUGUGGAUGGUGAUAUGGGCCCCCUGUUGGAGCAUGACCAGCUCUUCAAGGAGAUGAAGGAUGGUUCAAUCUUUAAAGGUUUUCAAGAGGCAACGAUACACUUCCUCCCCACAUACAAAUUUGACAUCGGCUGCGACAUCUACGACACUACGUCUAAACAGAGAACGCCUUCAUACACAGACAGGAUCCUGUUCAGGAACAGGCAGGCUGAAGACAUAAAAGUGGUCAAGUACACCAGCUGCUCCAGCAUCAAGACCUCAGACCAUCGACCCGUCAUCGGUGUCUUCCAGGUCAAACUAAGGCCAGGCAGAGACAAUAUUCCUCUGGGUGCAGGACAGUUCGACCGAGGCUUGUAUUUGGAGGGCAUUAGGAGGAGGAUCACCAGAGAGCUGAAGAGGAGGGAAGCCAUGAAGAACCAAAGUAGCAGCACCAUCUGCGCCAUCGCUUAGACCCUUAAAGUGGACUCGCCAGACCAGACCAGACCAGGCUGGACUGGAUCAAACCGUGCCACAAAACAGGCAGGUGGAAAAGGACCAAAAGGAAACCGGAGUUGUCUUAAUUACACAGUACCCAGCGCUGAUUGUGGUAACUGAGCAGAGUGCGCCCUCUAUUGGACAUUGUUAGGAGCUGUGUGUGUGUGUGUGUGUGUGUGUGUGUGUGUGUGUGUGUGUGUGUGUGUGUGUGUGUGUGUGUGUGUGUGUGUGUGUGUGUGUGUGUGUGUGUGUGUGUGUGCAUGUAUGCAUGCAUGCAUGCAUGCAUAUGUCCUGCUGGUCAAGAGAUGUGGCUGGCUGUACUUGAGGGCAGGGACCUUAAGGUCAGACAGAGAGAGAUUUGCAGACACAGCAGCAGCAGUCUGGCCUUUAUUUAUUCACCCCCUUCUACUCAAACGUGACUGGGACAGAGUGGGAUGGGGUGGGGUGGGGUUUAGGGGGCCAUCAUGGCUUACUCUUCAGUCACACGCUGCAACCUGAACUGAUUUAACCUCGCAGGCUCUGCAUUACAUUUUCAGAUACAUUUUUAGGUGUUUAAAAAGCAUCAUGAACCACAAUGUUUUUUUUGGUUUUUUCUGAAUGCUACAUCUUGCCUUGUGAAUUUGUCAUCAGUAAGCAUUUAGGUGUCUGCCAUUGGUCCAUUUUUAACUUGAAUUGUGUUCUGAGCUGAAUGAACGACUGAAGAAGGGAACUGUAGCUACAUUAUUUCUGUCAUGAGGUCAAAUAUAUCAUAUAAAGAGCAUGACAUUAAUGAAUGCUGCAGCUAUGAGGUUGUUAUUACUUAUUAUGUGCUACUGUUGAAUUUCAGGGAGAUCAAAUAUAUUUGACAGCUUAUAUUAAACUGUUUUUUUAAGGGAACUCACCUCCUAUAAAAUCGAUUGAGCAUUUUAUUUACAAUGUUAACACCUGUCAUGACUAUUUCUCUUAUUAGGCCAAGUGAUCCUUGAUCCUGAUUGUAACUUAUUGCCUUACCUCUCAUCUCACUGUGUAACCUCAUAUAUUCUACAAACUGUCCAUGUACUGUAUGUUGUGUACCGUAUUAAUGAACUUGCAUUCCCAGCAUGAAGAGCAGUCUGCGCUAAGAAAAAAAAAGUGCCUGUGGGUCUUGUUUUCAUUUCCUCAGGACCUCUUUAUCUUUUUAUAUGUCACCUAUGGCGUAACACCCCUUAAUAAACAUUUUAAAACACA